CACAGCUGAGAGACAUACUACUGGACACGGGAUCACACUCAUCUUGCAAGGACUGCUUGACUGUCCUUCUGUCACGCCAUGGAUAUUCUGUUCACAUCUUCCUUGCCUGCUUCAUGCCAGCACUCUAGAGACUAUAAUUUCACAACGUUCUGUCCUGACAACCAAACUUUCAACUCAUCAUCUACUGGUCUGAUUAACCCACCUGCUUUUGGAAUGUCCUACUUCACUAUGACCCUAGGUGCACUCUCAAACCUGAUAGCACUAGCAAUCCUUGCCCAUUCCUACGCCCGCUUCCGGCGGCGAGCCAAGGCACCAUUCCUGUUACUAGCUUCAGCCCUGCUUCUAAGUGACCUGGCAGGUCACGUGAUCACUGGAGCCUUGGCACUGCACCUCCAUCUAGGAAGAGUCAAGCAUCACGGAGCGGCAAUAAUAGUGGAGCCUCCUCAGGGUUACUGCAAACUGUUUGGAGCUUGCAUGGUAUUUUUCGGCCUUUGCCCUCUACUGCUAGGCAGUGCGAUGGCAGUGGAGCGUUGCAUAGGCAUUACACAACCUCUCCUGCACUCGACUGUUGUUACCGUAGCACAUGUCCGCUUCACUGUUCUCUUGGUCACCUCCAUGGCCCUUACUUUGGCGGGACUUCCCCUACUGAAUGUGGGCAACUACAAACCCCAGUUCCCUGGAACUUGGUGUUUCUUACCGGUGAACGGUCAGCUUUCCAUAGCCGAUGCAAGCCUUGCUUUGGCUUUUUCAAUACUGGGGCUCAUUUCAUUGAUCAUCUCAGUUCUAUCCAAUACUAUAAGUGGGCUGAAAUUGUUCCAGGCAAGGUUUAAGGACCAACGUGUUAAGUCAAGCAUGGCUCGAAGACAUGGGUCAAUUUUGUCCUCGUCUCUGCAUUCAUUGGAUGUGGAGAUGAUGACUCAACUGGCUGGGAUAACGGUGGUCUCCUGUGUCUGCUGGAAUCCUUUUCUUAUUUACAUCCUCAUAUCUGUGAUCAAGUUUUAUGAAGGAAUCAGCAGACCGGAGCACCAGUGUGAGAAACUGCUUCUACUAGUCUUGCGCUUGGCCAGCUGGAACCAGAUUCUGGAUCCAUGGGUUUAUAUCCUCCUGCGACGAGCAGUUCUGCGCAGAGUCCUUCAGCUGCUGCAGUCUGAUGAUAGAGUCAUGUUCACACAAAGCAGCUCUUACACUGACUCUCACAGAAAGAAAAUUAGUUUACACUGAUUAGACAUUUGUUUAUGUUAAUAAUGAAUAUGUUUACAUACAGUAUGUGG
Messenger RNA from Xyrauchen texanus (razorback sucker), 1271 nucleotides. Its product is annotated as prostaglandin E2 receptor EP1 subtype-like. The record is from RefSeq and is a predicted model, not a curated record. Gene Ontology annotation, biological process: positive regulation of cytosolic calcium ion concentration; inflammatory response; adenylate cyclase-activating G protein-coupled receptor signaling pathway. The transcript is spliced from 3 exons. Lineage: Eukaryota; Metazoa; Chordata; Actinopteri; Cypriniformes; Catostomidae. Bases 79 to 1221 code for a protein of 380 amino acids. Gene Ontology annotation, molecular function: thromboxane receptor activity; prostaglandin E receptor activity. Gene Ontology annotation, cellular component: plasma membrane.